Molecule: messenger RNA, 910 nt
Organism: Hordeum vulgare subsp. vulgare (domesticated barley)
Lineage: Eukaryota; Viridiplantae; Streptophyta; Magnoliopsida; Poales; Poaceae
Exons: 1
Coding region: 82-579 (165 amino acids)
Source: RefSeq, a predicted model, not a curated record
ACAAACCGGCAGCAAACCACCGCCACCGGCCGGAGCUCAUCUGAGAUACCAGAUACCAAAGCCCCUCUCUAAUCCCUCAUCAUGGCGACGGCGGCUACAUCACGGCCCAGCGGCCCUGUGCUUUUGAGCCCCAUUCCCAGCUACCAACGCGCAUCUCUCUCCCGUGUCAAGCUCCCCGCCGGCGGCUCGCCGGUCAAGUCCGUCAGCGUCUCCUCUCCCCCUUCCUGCCCCUCAGGCGGUGUCAGGAUCCGUCGCUCCUGCAUGUGCUCCCCGACCAACCACCCCGGCUCGUUCCGGUGCAGCCUCCACAAGGAGCGCAGGCAGGAGGCCCGCGCUGCCGGCGGCUGCAGCAAGCCCGCCGCCCCGCCUUCGCCGCCGCCCAUCGGCAGCGGCUCCACUAGGCGCGUGGUAAACGUGCUUGCGCAGCGCGUACCCAUGGGCAGCGGGCACUGGGCGCGCCGGGCGCUCGCGCCGUCUCCCUCGGUGCAGCAGCUGCAGCACCGGAAGCGCGCCGACCGGUUCCGUGCCGGGCCCAGCCGGCUCUCCGGCGGCUCCAUCGCCGGCGGCCGCAACCAGUAAAUAAAGAACAUCGUCGAUAUGCCAUAGCAGCAAGAUUACUACGAGUACAUACUGCACAAACUGUACAUAGGAAAGAUGAAAUUCCCCGAAUAAUUCCGGUCGCUGUAUAGAAGGAAGAUCGGUGGAGAUCAGGCCGGAAGAUCGGAGUUUUAAGACCCAAUUCGAUCCCGGCCUAGUCAAUUAGCUAGCCUGUAUAUACUGUACAUAGAGUGAGCCUCUUUCUUCCUCCCCGCUCCGCUGCACAUAGAGUGAGUUCGUCCUCUCUGCUCCACUUGUACAUAGAGUGAGCUCUCUGCCCGUUGUGUAUAGCCCUUGAUUUUGGUUCUGGAUA